AUGGCGCUAGCAGUAGGGCGGGAGGAGGAGCUCCUGGCGCAGCUCCGCGCGCUACUGUUUUUGCCUUCCCCGGCGCCGGCGCCGGCGACACCAGCGGCUCCGGUUAAGGUGGAGUCCGCCGCUGGACCGCUACCUGCCACCAUCAUGGGAAGUGGGGGCGGACGCGGACGCGGACCUGCUGCCGUGUCAUCGGCUACGACCACCACCAACAACGCGUCGUCGUGUGGCGGCGGCGGGAGACGGCGCCGGCGACUGGGGAGCAAGAGAGACCGGGACGACGAGGGCAAAGCCAAGGACGAACAGCACGAUGAGGACGAGCCUGCAGCUGCACAGCCUCAUUAUUCUCCUCCCUGUAAAAGAAGGAAGAAGAAGCAGCAGAGCAGCAAGUCUCUUGUGACAUCAGUGCCCGAUUUCGAUGGGUAUCAAUGGAGGAAGUACGGGCAGAAGCAGAUCGAAGGUGCCAUGUACCCCAGGAGUUACUACAGGUGUACACGGAGCGCCGAGCAAGGCUGCGCGGCCAAACGGACGGUGCAGCGCAACGACGACGGCGGCGGCGGUAGCGCCGCCGCCGCCGCCGUCCCAGAGUACACAGUGGUGUACGUGGCGGAGCACACCUGCACGGCCAACGACUCCCUGGAGGCGCUGGUCAUCCUCGAAACCACCACAGUCGUCGUCCCUGCUGCUACUAGAACCGCCACCAAAAAACCUCAACCUCAAGAUGACGACAACACCUACUACACCGGUUGCAUGGUUCCGACAACGUCAGCUGGCUCUUGUUCCACCACGACGACCGCCACCCCCAGCAUCACCACCGGGACUAAAUCUCCGGGGAUCUCCGUCGACGACAUCACCUGCUGGAGCAGCACCAGCGGCGCUAGCAGCAAUGAUUAUAAGUACGCCGACGACUACUACUGUGGCUGGGCAUCGUCGUCGUUGCAGGAGAUGGAGGACUUGACCGGACCGAUCCGGUCACCGGUGCACGUGCCAGCGCCUGGUUGGACCGUUGACCAGCUCCUGCUUCAGCUCGUUAAUGAUCCUCUUUGCCAUUUCUGA
Molecule: messenger RNA, 1053 nt
Organism: Miscanthus lutarioriparius
Lineage: Eukaryota; Viridiplantae; Streptophyta; Magnoliopsida; Poales; Poaceae
Source: the annotation of a GenBank genome assembly